Messenger RNA from Zootermopsis nevadensis, 3072 nucleotides. RefSeq lists its product as uncharacterized. Lineage: Eukaryota; Metazoa; Arthropoda; Insecta; Blattodea; Termopsidae. The record is from RefSeq and is a predicted model, not a curated record.
GUUCAGUUGGUCACAUUGGUAUAUAAAUCGAAUGCAUGGUGAGCAAUGUCAAAGUACUCGUAUACAAUUGUUGCGAAUUAUUGCUGGAUGCUAUGGAAUAUAUGUUUCAUAGCAGGUUGCUGCUAUGGAAUGAAUUAAUCGUUGAUUUUAAUUGUUAAGAUCGAUGGUUGUGUAUUUUUCUACUAAGCCGCAAAGACGUUAACUAUGGAGUUAAAAGUCAAACAGCUGCAAAUAUAGGGUUUAAAUUUCUUAUUCCUACAUGGAAAAGCAGAGACGCCGUGGAACGGAAGACCACCCUCCUUCUCAAGAAGUCAUCACUUCCAGAGGAGGUCACCAACAGCUAAGCCCCCAUGGUUCGAGGCCCCCUAGACUGUAUGGGCUACCUAAGAUCCACAAGGAAGGAGCUCCUCUCAGGCCCAUCGUAAGCACCAUCGGCGCCCCAACCUACCGGUCUGCCCAAUAUCUUGCGGGACUACUCGGUAGAUUGGUGGGGCACUCUCCACGUCACGUGAAGAACUCCACCGAAUUCAUCAAUACCAUCAAGUCGCUCCAUGUGGGCCCUGGGGACAUCAUGGUCGGUUUCGAUGUCGUGUCUCUCUUCACCAUGGUACCCGUUGGUGAAGCCCUACGUCUCCUGGAACGGCACUUCAAUGGAGACGUCUUUGGGCUGUUCCAUCUUGUACUAACAUCAUCCUACUUCAAGUUCGGCGGCCAGUUCUAUGAACAGACCUACGGUGUGGCUAUGGGUUCCCCACUAUCACCUGUCAUUGCCAAUUUCUUCAUGGAGCAUUUUGAAGAAAUGGCGAUGGACGGGGCGACCUUCAAGCCCCUCUGUUGGUUCUGUUACGUGGACGACACAUUUGUCAUCUGGCCCCAUGGUCCUGGCAAGCUCGCGGAGUUCCUCAACCACCUCAACAGUAUUCACAAGAGCAUCCAGUUCACCAUGGAGACAGAAAAGGAUGGCCAUCUCCCAUUCCUCGACAUAGAUAUCCACCGGAAACCUGAUGGCUCAUUAGGCCACAAGGUUUACCGGAAACCAACUCAUACUGACCUUUACCUCAAUUCCAAUUCCCGUCCAACAAACAGGCUGUACUUUCUACCCUGGUACACAGGGCCAAGGCCCUUUGUGGCCAUGAGAGCCUAAAGGGUGAACUGGGGAUACUCACCACCACCUUCAAGAAAAACGGAUACAGCAACCAACAGAUCCAGAGAGCUCUCAAUCCGCCUGCGAGGCUGUCACCGCCUCCUGAAAAACCAGCCUCGGUUGCCUUCCUGCCCUACAUCGGAAUGACCUUCAACCGCAUAAGCAGGCUGCUGGCCAGGCACAACAUCAAGUCUGUUGGUCUUCCGCCAAAGAAAAUUCCCAGUUUUCUCCGGCUGGUCAAGGACGACCUAGGACUGAAGAUGCCUGGCGUAUACAGCAUUCCUUGUGAGUGCGGUAAAGUCUACAUCGGUCAGACGGGCCGUUCCGUUGAGGCCAGGAUCAGGGAGCAUGAGCACCACAUCUGGAUCGGGCAGCCUGAAAAAUCUGCGGUUGCUGAACAUCACUUCAACAUGGAACACUGCAUACAGCUCGGGGACACUUCUAUCCUCUCCUCAAAAACUGGCUACAUGGAUCGGAUAAUCAGGGAAGCCAUCAAGAUCAAAUUACAUCCCGAUAACUUCAACAGGGAGGAUGGGCUUUACCUGAGCCGGUCCUGGAAGCCUCUUAUUCACACUCUUCAAGGACUCCGAGAGUGAGCAAGAGUGCACUGCCAGAAACAACCAGACCACUAACAUGGCCCUUUCCAUUCAACCGAACUCCACCUUUCUCUCUCUACUUUCUUUCCCUCUCUCACACUCGCCCACACACUCCUAUUGGUCCACUCCCAUGCCUGCUCCCAUUGGCUCGGGGCAGGCUACACCAUUCACAUUCCGGCACCUAUAAACCUAGCCCCACACACCCUAUUGGCUUAUUCAUCGCCAUGAUGACGGAGGCAGUAUGACCUCUGAAACGUUGGUUAACAUCGACCAGUCUACACAGCGCAACAACCCAGAAGACAGAAAUAUUCAUACUCACCACUGUGAAAACCUCAAAUCUUACACAGUAAUACAUUGAUUACAGUCACUGCUACUAAAAAUCAGUCACCACCAGUUUAUCAAUAUCUGAAAUAGUAAUGAUUGAAGUUGCAGUUUACAUUUCACUGCCUAGAUUAAACUGUAAUAAACAGCUGCAGUAGGUAGCUAGGUGGCCAGUAACUUAUUUGGCACUGGAGGAAUUUUAAUUUGUCUCUGCAGAGAGAAAUGGCAAUUAUACAACUUUAAAUUGAAAAAACAUAUUCUUUACAAGUAUAUCUAAAUAUAACUGAGUAUUAUAAAAGAUAUAUUGUUAGGAGAUGAUAGUCUCAUUGGCCAAUAAUUAAAUUAUUUUAUAAAUAAAUUACUUCAUCUCACACAACAAGCAACAAAUAUUUAUGCUGAAUAAUUGAAUAGCUCCCCAGAACAAAGUUGUAACCAGGAAAAUAUUUCUUAGAAAAUAAGAAGAAAUUAUUUAUGCUAAAUUUUUCAUAAGAAUCUACUUAAAUACAUGCAUUAUAAUCACUGUUGACAUCAAUAAUCUUACAGUUUCAUUUUUAUAAGAUUCCUGAAGAAUUUGGAGAGGAACAAGUACGUAAGGAAUAACAUUUAUGGAACAAGGUUGUAUACCAUCUUGUUACACUAUUCUCUCAGCCUCUUAACUUUAUGAGGGACAAAUUUCCAUUAAGUCUGAGAAGAAAAAAGAUCUCAUAGACAUAUGCAAGUGUAUACCUGCAGAAUUCUGUGUAUUCGAUGAGAACCUAUCAGUUGAAUAAGUACUAUAAAAUACUUGUAUUUCAUUGAAUUUGCUGUAAAAAUGUUCUCGUAUAUUAAGAUAUCAGAUUGCAUUCGUUUGCUUUUUUGUUAAGUGGUAUGUUGUCUUUAUUACAAAUAUUUGCUGUGAAAAUGUUUAGCUAAUAAUGCCAUUCCAGAGUUAAGUGCAUGUUAAAACAAUGUUAUGUACAAAGCCAAUUUAAUAAAGUGUGUUUCCAAUAAAAUAUACUCAUUUUUCAUUCA